AUGGCUGCCAGCAAGCUCCAUUGCUCCAUGGAGUCCUCCAGAAGUCCCGAUGGUUUCCAGGGCAAAGCGGUGUCACCUCGUAAUCGGCUGGUGGUCGAGGCAGAGGAGCCUGUGACACUGACUCCCUCUGCCUUCCUGAAGGAGAUGUCCCUCACCACCCAGCAGAGGCUGGCCGCCGCUCGGGACACACGCCGGCCCCACAUUGUCCAGCUUCUGGACAUGAGUGAAACCUCCCAUCAAAAGUUCUCAGCAGUUGACCUGGAUCAGAGCUUGUUCCAGCCUUUCCCCUCGGAGGUGGUAUUUCAGAGCUACGUCCCCUGCGAGGUCUACGAGGUGCCGCUGGUUCUGAGGAACAACGACGUGGUUCCUCGGCUGGUGAAGGUCAUCCUGGAGAGCUCACCUUAUUUCAAGUUGAUCAGCCCCACUGACGUGUGCCGUAAGGUGGCACCUGGCAUGCUUUCCACCUUCCGCAUCCUUUUCACCCCUGAGGAGAACAAGGAUUACUUCCAUGAGCUCACCUGCAUCACAGAGAGGGAGAAGUUCAUUGUGCCUAUCCGAGCCAUUGGUGCCCGAGCUAUCCUGGACUUCCCCGACCAGCUCAACUUCUCAGUCUGCCCGGUCAAGCACAGCACCCAGAGAACUCUGCUGGUUCGCAACGUCGGGAACCGGGAGGCCCGCUACCACAUCAGCACCCAGAGCCCCUUCUCUGUUGAUCCCUCUGUUGGGACUCUUGGGAUUGGUGACACCAUGCAAGUCACGGUGGAGUUCCACCCGCUGAAGACUGGGGACCAUUCCAGCUCCCUGCUGGUUCACUACGACACGGGUGAAGAUGUUCACACAAGCCUUUAUGGAGCAGCUGUAGAUGUCAACAUCAGGCUGGACAGGAACUCCUUGACAAUCGAGAAGACUUACCUCACGCUGGCAAAUCGCAGGUCCGUCGUUAUCCACAAUCGGAGUGAAAUCAUAGCCCACUUCCAGUGGAAGGCUUUUGUUACUCAGGAAGAGGAAGAUCAGCACAAGCUGAGGCUGUGUGGCAGGCUGCAGCGGCAGGAGGAGGGUGAGAUGGAUCGCUUCAUCGAGGGGUGUGCCGUGGACCCCACUCUGCGAGAGCGCCUCUCCAUUCUCUCCCGCAUCUUCCAGAACGAGCGGGCAAAGGUGCGGGGUGACUCCAUGCUCUUCUCCGACGACAUCUUCACUGUUGAGCCAGUGGAGGGAGACAUCUGGCCAAACUCCUCAGCUGAAAUUAACGUGAUCUUCAAACCCCGCGAAGCUAGAGUCUAUCAGCAGACCGUCUUCUGUGACAUCUCAGGCCGAGAGACCAGGCUGCCCCUGCGCGUCAAAGGGGAAGGCGAAGGGCCCAGGCUGCGCUUCAGCUUUGACCAGCUUGACAUCGGGAAGGUGUUCGUUGGAUCGGCCCACAGCUAUGAGGCGGUCCUGUUCAACAAAGGAGCCAUCGAUGCCCUCUUUAACUUGGUGCCUCCCGUUACUGCUCUGGGCUCCUGCUUCACCUUCCUCCCCCGGGAGGGCAUCCUCAUGCCGGAUGAGCUCCAGGUCAUCCACAUUUCCUUCAGCUCCACCAUCCUGGGCCAGUUCAGUGAAGAGUUCAAGUUCAGUGUGUAUGGGUCUCCCAAGCCCGUGACCUUGACCAUCAGGGGCUGUGUCAUCGGACCGACCUUUCACUUCGAUGUACCCUCCCUCCGCUUCGGUGACGUCCCCUUUGGCUUUCCUCGCACCUUGUUGUGUCGCCUCAGUAACACCUCCCUGGUGCCCAUGACAUUCAACCUCCGCAUUCCGGGAGAUGGCUCUGGAGCCCCCAGCGUGACCAGUUUUGUCCAGAUGUCGGACAACACCCAUCUCUCCUGGAGGAAGGGAGCCCACGGUGAUCUCAGGCCGAGCGAAUUUACCAUAACUCCCUGCAGAGGAACCAUCCGCUCCCAGGGACUGCUGGAUGUCCAGGUCACGCUGUGCUCCAACACCGUGAGACAGUACGAGCUGGCCCUGGUGGUGGACGUGGAUGGUGUCGGCAAGGAGGUGUUGGCACUCCUCCUCACAGCCAGGUGCGUUGUUCCUCUGCUGCGAGUGCUCAACCCCGUGGUGAAGUUCGGGCGGUGCUUUCUGAAGCACCCCUACCAGCAGGUCCUCACCCUUGUGAACGACAGCGAUGUUCCUGGCUGCUACGGGCUCCUCCCGCAGGAGCACAAGGAGAGCGCUGCCGUGUGGUACUCCAGCCCAGCGCCCUGUGGGAUCAUCCAGCCCCGCAGCUCGGUGCAGGUCCCGGUGGUGCUGGCAGCCCAGGUGACAGGGGAGCAGUGCACAGCUGCUGAGGUGGCGGUGUUUGGGAGAAAAGGAGCCCCGCUGAAAAUCCAUUUAGUGAGCACCGGAGAAGGCCCAGUAGUCUACGUGCAUCCGAGUAAGAUAAAUUUUGGCAAUAUCCAAGUUCUGCAAGAUGCUACCCGAAUUCUCAACCUCUCCAAUCAGGCGGUCAUCCCUGCAUCGUUCUGGGCAGUGAUGGCUGGCAAGGGCUCGCGCUGGAGGAUCGAACCCAGCCGAGGCGUGAUCCCUGCUGGGACCGAGGUGUCCGUGACCAUCAUCGCCAACCUGGACGACACCGAGAAAUUCAAGGACGAGGUGAAGCUCUGCAUAGAGAACAGCAACACCUACGUGAUCCCUGUCCAGGCGGUGGGCACUGGCACCACCAUCAUCACCGACAAACCCUUCGCGCCAGCGCUUACCCUGGGGCCGCACUUCAGCCUGGGUCCCUGCUGUUACCACUUCAAGAUAACAAACAAGGGAAGGCGAACCCAUCAGCUCUACUGGACGACAGAAGGUUUUGCCCCGUUUCGCCAGCGUGAUCGUCUCCCUGUUGUUGGCAACUCCAAGGGCAAAAACUCCUCCCAAAGACCCCAGCCCGCAUCUCCUGUGUUCAAGCUUCGACCGCUGAGGAUGGAGCUGAUGCCAGGCAGGACCAUGGAGAUGAUGCUGGAAGGCUCCUCCAGCACUCCAAAGGUGGUGACAGAGCGGCUGCUGUGCCACGCCAUCAUAGGGAGCAAGGCAGGGAAGGCACAGAUAAUGCAGGUGGACGUCACAUGCGAGUUCGUGGCUCCUGUCCUGCAGAUCUCCUCCAGGGAAAUCACUUUCCGCGUGGAGAAGCAACCCAAGGAUGUCCUAACUCUUCAGUACAAGCCUCUUCAUUUAAAAAACAUCUCCUCCCUGCCGCUCAGCUUCGUCUUGCUCUUGGAUCAGCCCUUCCUGAUCUGCGAUGCAGAGCAGCAGCCCCUCUCAGUGGGUGUUCAGCCGAUGAAGCUGGGGAUAGGGGAGGAACUUCACCUCUCCAUCAGAUUUGACCCUGCUUACAAAGAGGACUUGAAUAUCCGCGUAGCAGAGAAGGCUCUGAAAAUACGGUUUCUCGAGCACCCCCACGAGGAGCAGGUUACUGUUCGGGGAGAGGUCUACUUCCCAAACCUCCAUAUCCAGACCAUGGCCCUGGACUUUGGCUGCAUCUUGAAUGACACCGAAGACAUGCGUUACGUCGAGAUGACCAACUGCAGCCCGCUUCUUGUGCGGUACCACUGGGCCUUCCUGACAGGCAGCCACAUGAGCCAGAUGAGGUUCAGCCCUCCGGUACCUAAAUAUUUCAUCCAACCCCAACCACCACAGGAGGAGGGAGCCACGGUGGAGCCCUCGGUAUCUGCAGGGAGCAGCUCCAGGGCUGUGGGUGUAGAGGAGCCAGCCCAGGCCAUGGGAGCAGCAGGAGACUCUGCCCAAGAGCCAGCAGAUGCAGAUGACUCACUGGAGGCACAGCUGCUGCCAUCUGCUGCUGAGGAGCUGGCAACUGCUGCGGAGUCUCAGAGUCGGGUGGAGAUCAAGGACCUGAUGGAGUUUGUGGACAGUGAGCCCCUUGCCUUGGGUGUGGAGGAGGUCUUCGACAUCCUGCCGCUGUAUGGCAUGCUGCAGCCCGGCGAGAGCCAACGGGUCACCAUCACCUUCUUCGGCCACGCCAACCUGGUCGCCCGCGUCACGGCGCUGUGCGAGGUGGAGGGAGGCCCAACGUACGAGGUGGCGCUCAGCGGGGAGGCUUCACUCCUCAGCUACCUCUUCGACAUCAGAGAGAUCGACUGCAGGCUGCAGCUGUUUAACGAAGUCACUGAAGCGGAGCUCACCCUGCAGAACAACGGGAAGGUGGGAUUCAAGUACCAGGCGCUGAGCCCCAGCAUGGCCCCUGCAGACAGCCCUCUGCCUGGCGUGCCCCUGGUCCUGCCCAGCACGGGUUACAUCGGACCUGGCAAGGAGCAAGUAUUGAAAGUCUUGUACCUGCCGGGAGUGCCUGGCAUCUUCUGCAAGACUUUCCAGAUCCAAGUGGGUCAUCUGGAGCCAGAAAAAUUCACCCUGAAAGGAGAGGGGAGCUUUCCCAGGAUCUACUUAGAUCUGCCCAGGAAUAUCAAAGGACACAAAAAAUAUGAGAAGGUCCUCAAGGAGGCGAAAGAAAAGAUGGAGAAGGACGGACAGAGAGAUGAAGCCAUUGUCCUGGGGAAAGCCACGGCCACUGAGCUGCCCAUGGAUGACUCGGGCACGGUGCUCGACACGCGGCUGCAGAUGCGAAUGGAGGAGAUGCUCAUAGAGGAACAUGCCUUGGAGCAGCAGGAGCUCCUUGCCUCCUGUCCCCCCGCGGAUGGGGUCUUUGACCAGCGUGCUCGUCGGAGGCUCCUCAGAGCCCAGCUGCCCGAGUACAUUCUGGACUUUGGCUAUGUUGUCCUCGGUAACAUCCCCGCGCACAUCGUGAAGGUCACCAACACCGGGCAGUUCCCAGUGUCCUUCCACGCAGAUGGACGGGUCCUGCGUGACACAGGUUUCACUGUGGAGCUGGACCGUGUGAGGAACCUGCCGUACUGCGAGACCGAGACAUUCGAGGUGCGCUUCGAUCCGCAGAGGGCCAGCCUGCCGCUGGGAGCGGUGGACGUGCUCCUGCCCAUCAAGGUAGCAGGAGGUCCCACGUUUCACAUCUGCCUUCGUGCCACUGUGACUUUGCCGUCCCUCAGCCUCUCCAGGGACAGGCUGGAGUUCUCCAGUGUGCAGUGUGGGCAGUGUCAGGAAGAAACCAUCCAGCUCCACAAUCAGUUCCAGGUCCCCUGUAAAUGGUUCAUCACCAUGACAGAGCCUGUUAAGAAGGUGGACAAACAUUUGCCAGCAAGCGUACGUCGGAAGCUGCAGCAGGAGGCGAAGGCCAAGCCCUGCGUCUUUGAGGCACUGCCCUUGGCUGGAGACCUCGCGCCGGGGCAGCGAUGCAACGUGCGGGUCAGGUUUUUGCCCACGGAAGAGAGGUCCUACAGAAGUGAGCUGAAGAUUAACAUCUGCCAGAGCAGCCAGCACUUCCAGCUGCCGGUCUCGGGGCAUGGGCUGGAGCCACAGCUGGAGUUCAACCCCCCGGUGCUCGAGCUGGGGCCAGUGUUGCCGUACAGCAGCGGGGCAGAGGGGACAGUGGUGGUGAAGAACCCAUGCGAGUUCCCCAUCGAGUUUUACUCCCUGGAGUUCGACCAGCAGUACCUCGCCGAGGAGCAGAUUCUGCGGGUGCUGAAGGACUACGAUUGCCACAACACCCUGCUGCUGCCUCCGCGUGCCCCUGGUGAGAAGCUGCCCCCAGAGGUGCUGGAGUACUACCAGGACCAGAAGAGGCUGCAGGAUGAGCAGGGGAAGCCCGAGCCUGGGGAACCAGCAGGCCAGGACAACGCAAAUGCUGAAGACGUCCAGUCUCUCUCAGAUCAAGGAGGGAAGUACUCUGCUGGGAUCGUGCACACCAUCUCAUCCCAUAGCUCCAUCAUUCCCUUCUCCAUGUUUGAUGAAAACCAGUCCAGCAAGGUAGACUCUAAAUCUGAACUGGGAGAAGAGGAGGAGGAAGGUCUUGGGAAAAGGCGCUGGACAGAGCACUGGCAGAGCACCAGCAGCAAGGACGCCGCGGGAGAGCUGGACAACAGCCCCGUCCGCAGAGCCAUCGCCCGCCACCUCGGCCUUGAUAUCUCUGCAGAAGGCUGUGCAGCCCAAAACCGCAGAGGGAUCGUCAUCAUCAUCCACGGGGCGCCCCUGACGGGAAAGACGUCGGCAGCAGUGGCUCUCUCCAGACGCUAUGGCGCGGCCCGCCUGUCCAUUGACUCGGUGGUGACCGAAGCCAUCUCCGACAGGAGCAGCUCAGCUGGGCUCCGUGCACGGGAGCUGUGCCUCAGGGCGGCCAUAGAGCAGAGCCACAAGGAGAUGGAGGAUGCCGGUCAAAGCACGGAGGCAUCCCUCAGCUUGCAGCUCGGUGCCGAGGCCAGGAACAGCCCGGCCACGAGCCAGUCCAGCUCUGGGGACAAAGCCAGCCAGCAGUCCAUCGGCUCCCGCAGCCGGGCGAGUGCAGCGACGGGCAAGAGGAAGACGGAUGGACACGGGUCCCAGUCCCAGAAACAGCAACACGCGGACCUGGCAGGCUCGCAGGGCUCCUCCAGUUCUCACCUCGUCUCGCUGCUUCCCUGCUUUCCCACGCAGCAGUGGCUGAGUGUCGGCGGCAGCGGUGCAGGAGAGAUGGGCUUGAUGAGCUGCGUGCUUCCCGAGGACUUGCUGGGGGCCAUUCUCUCAGAAAGGCUGCAGCUGAGUGACUGCUACCAGGGAGUGGUGUUUGAUGGCCUGGAGACCCUCUUUGCAGGCAGCAUGGCAUCUGCUCUCCUCUGCCUGCUCAAAGCUGCCAGAAACCGGCCUCACAUCUAUUUCGUGAACCUCUUCCAGGAUUAUGCCUCUUUGAAAGCCAGAGAGAUGGCUGCAAAAGAGCAGGAAGAACGGGAGCAGGAGGAAGCCGCCAGGAGGGCGAAAGCACGCCUCCAGGAGAUGGAUGAGGAGGAGUACGAUGCCCUCACGGAGGAGCAGAAAGCUCAGUUUGAUGACAAUAUACUACAAGUCCAGCGUGAGAGGAAGAGGAGGAAGAUGGAGCAGCUGGCUCGAGAGCUUGAGGAAAAACUCAAGCAAGAACUAGAACGCUUGAGGGAGGAAGAAGAGAUGAAGAAGAAGUCCAGGCGGGGGAAGAGAGAGCUUGGGAAAGAAAAAGACAAUGCCUCGGGGAAGAAAAGCCAGCACGGAGGCAGACAGAAUUUGAACACCUCCACCAGCAACACCAAUGUGUCCACCAGCAACCGCUCAGACAUCAACGAAGGGGUAGACAAGAAGGGGUCUGUGAAGGAGCACCUGGACUCUGUUGCAGGUGACAAGGAAGAUAAGAAAAAGCGGAGCAAGGUUCCCCUGCCGGAUGGCAGCCCGGUGGUGGCUGUGCAACCCACAAAGGUCGAACAAGAGGAAGCCAAGCAGAAGACCCUGAGUGAUAGCGAGAAGGUCUUGGCCAAGAGGUUUAAGAUCUACGAGGCAUCACGGAAAGACAUCACGCAUAUUUUGUCAUCCUGGGACAGGGCUCAGGGCAUUCUGCUGUCCCUUCUGAGCCAAGAGGAGGCAAGGUACCAAGCAGAAGACCAGCACCCACCUCUCUCCAGCCGCAGGAGCCGGAAGGACAGAGAGAAGGAGCGCCAAGAGAGGCUGGAGAAGGAGCGGGCAGAGAGGGAGCGGCUGGAAAAACUGAAGGCUAUCGAAUCCAGGUUACCUGGGCUGGAACAGGAAGGUGCAGAAUGGUCAGCCAAGGGCCAGGAUGUCGGGGUGCCUUGCUUGGACAUCCAGGUGCUGAGCGCAGAAGAUGCUACGGGGAAGAUUCUGGAGAGCGGCAAGCUGCCCGCGGCAGAGGAGAUCCUGGAUGGCCUGGGACUGGGUCCCUCAGGGCCUCCCAUUCCUUCUACCACAUUUUACUCGGUGAUCCGCUACCCGGAGAAGCGUGUGGCCCCUGCAGGAGAAGCUCUCAAGCACUUCAUCUUUGUUGCGCCAGAAGGUGCGGUGUUGGAAGAAGAAAAGAAGGAAACAGAAAGCCUCAUGGAUGCUCCCAUCGCGCUCACUGUCAAGACGUCGGAGGAGCAAGUCACCCCCACCAGAGGCCGGUCAAGGAAGGAGAAGGCUGAGGGCAGCCGGGAGGCUCUGAAGGACAAGCGAAGCUCUGGCCGGAGCAAGAAACAUCCCCAGGGGCCGGGCACAGGGCCACCACCACCACGUCCCCCUGAGGUGGACCAAAGCAGCGUGGACAUGGGCCUACCUCUGGGGAAGCCCCUCAGGCUGAGCAGCUGCCGGUGGAUCGUGCCUGCCCGCGGCCAGGUUGAACUGAAGGUACACUUCAGCUCCACGGUGCUGGGCCAGUUUGACCAGACACUGCAUUUUGAGAUCCUGGGGACAAACCGACUGCACCAGCUGCACUGCAGGGGCACCUGCCUGUACCCCACCAUCAGCCAGGACCCACGGCUGGUGUUUCCUCACCGGAGGAAGAGCAAGGCAGAUGGUGACAUUGUUUUCAAGCAGUACAUCAUGAGCACAGGUGUAUUCCACUUUGGGCCGCUGCUCUGUGGGAAGUCCAGAGACUGGUACAAGGCGCUGCACUACCCCAGCAACUGUGAGAAGAUAACCAUCCUCAACACCACCCCCUUGGAAGCAGAGGUGCAUUUCUUCUUUGAGCACGACCUCAAAGCAGACACUUUCCUUUUGGACCCUCCCAACAUGACGCUGAAACCGAACGAGAAGCAGGAGCUGAGCCUUUGGGCGUACCCCACAUCAGCUGGCCUCAUUGAAGACAACCUCGUGUGCUGCAUUAAGGAGAACCCGGAGCCGGUGGUCUUCCCCUUGUGCUGCCAGGGGGUGCGGGUGGAGCUGGGGGUCAGCCCCAAGCAGGUGCACUUCGACAAGCUGCUGCUGCACAGGCGGGACAGCAAGAAGCUGGUGCUGCGAAACUCCACCCCGCUGCCCGCAGCCUGGAGGCUCAGCGGGGUGGAAAACCUCGGCGAGGACUUCUCGGUGUCGCAGGAUGAAGGCAUGGUGGGGCCCCACACGGAGCUGGAGGUGUACCUGCAUUUCAUGGCCACGAAGGCGCUGAGCGUGAAGAAGACCAUCCGGCUGGAGGUUUCAGAUGCAGAGAACAUCCUGGGGAUUGUUCAGAUUGAAAAUAUUCAAAUCCACGCGGAGGCCUAUGAUGUUGCUCUGAGCAUCACCAUCCCUAAAGGUACAGAUGGCAGGGUGGAUUUUGGAGUCCUUAAAGUGCUGGAUGAUGCAAAGCAAGCACUGACCCUGAGGAACAAAGGGAAGUACGAGAUCGCAUACAGCUUCAAGAUAGAAAAUGCGGAUACCAGCAUCCCAGACUUGGCAUCCCACUUCUCUAUCCAGCCACAGAGAGGGGUGCUGACCGCCUCCGAGCGCCCUGUGCAGGUCCAGCUGCUCUUCCACCCCAGGGCAGAAAUGAGCAUCGAGGACAAACCCAUCCUGAAGUGCCAGGUGAUUGAGCCCAGCCUCUGCGAAGGAGGGGAGACCAUCGCCAUCAUCCCUGUGCCGGUGUCCGCCAAAGCUCUGUUCAGCAAGUACAGCAUCACCCCGGCCUCGCUCAUCAACUUCGGCGCCCUGGUCAACGGCACCAAGAAAACCUGCACCAUCACGCUGGAGAACAGAGGCAGCCUCGACUUUAAGUUCCUCGUCUACAAAGCAGACCAGGAUGUGCCUGGGCUGGCAAGGAAAAGCGCCCAUCACAAGAAAUCUAACCACUCCCAGGAGAAUGAAAACGUAAGCAAGGUGAUAACCUCUGCAAAGCAAAGCAAGCCGUCCCUGCAGAAGGAGAUGAACCCCUUCAUGCAGGCUCGCUUCACCCUGGGCAUGUUCACGGUGUACCCCGGCUUCGGCUCCAUCCAUCCCGGGGACAAGCAGACAAUCACGGUGGAUUGCCACGCAGAGCCGCUGGGGCUGUGCGAGGAGCACCUCUCCAUCGAUAUCAGCGACAGGGACCCCAGGGACAACCCCCUGGGCAUCCCCUAUACCCUGCUGGCCGAGUCCUGUCUCCCAGCGUUUGUGGCUGACGACGUAGGGUCCAUCUUUGAGGAGCAUCGCAUCUGCAGCAACACCAACCUCUGCCAGAUCCUGCAGACCGUGCAGGACAGGGGCGUGUUCAUCACAGACGAGAACAAGUUCAUCUUCACCAACGUCCUGGUUGGGCACCGGGCCACUGCUCGCUUCAAGAUCCGCAACGUGGGCAAAGUCCCCUGCAACGUGGUCCUCUCCAUCAAACCCAUCUUCGGUAAGCCCAACAGCCGCGUCAGCGACAUUUUCGAGGUGGACCCCGUCCAGAUGUGCGUGCCCAGCCGCUCCCACACCUUCGCUACGGUGACCUUCAUUCCACAAACCAUGCAGAGCUACCAGUGCACUUUUGAAGCUUCACUUGAUGUCCAGACAAGCCCUGCAGCAAUUAAAGCCCAAAGCCUAACGUUUGAUAUCAGUGGAGAGGGGAAUCUGCCCCAGGUCACGGUCCUGCGCCCAGUCCUUCACAGUAAGGGAGGGAACCCUCUGCUCCUCUUCAAGAAGCUGCUGCUGGGUGACUCUGAAAAGCUCCCUCUGGUCCUUCAUAACGCCGGCAUCAUACCUGUCCAGGUGAUGAUAGAUCUGUUGGAUGAAGGGGGAGUUUUCUUCCUGAGAGCCAGGCCAACCACGCAGUGCAUCUACCAGGCUGCAGGUAUGAAGGAGGACUCUGCUGGAGAAGGGAUGAAACCCCACACCGCUUCGCUGGUCCUGCACCGCGGGGAAUUAGCAGAGUUCGAUGUGCUUUUCAAACCCAGCCUGCCCCAGCGCGUGGAAGGGAAGAUCCACCUGUCCGUGGUGGACAACCCCUAUGAAGAGACCAACGUUCAGCUGGUGGGUGAAGGCUACGAGGAUGACUUCACGAUAGACAAUAUCCAUGGACUUGUGGUAGACAGCGCUGAGGAGAGCUCUGAGGGUGAUCUGGAGGAGGACACAAUUGAAGCUGCCAGAGCGGAUCACAUCCAGUUUGGGGACUGUCACAUUGGGAAGCCCUACCAGGCCACCUUCACGAUCACCAACCGCAGCCGGGCGGAGGCAAUGCGGUUCGAGUGGCUGGCAGGCCCCCCGUUUCACUUCUCCCCCCAGGUGGGACACCUCCACGCGGGCUGCGCUAAGGACAUUACAGUGACCUUGAAAUCAGAUGUGGCAGUCACCUUCAGAAGGCAACCUGUGAGGUGUAAGGUGGCCAGGAUUGCCUUCCAGCUGCCACCGGAGCAGGUCACUGACUGGGACAACCGCCUGUGCACCGUCAAGUGGGUGGAUGCCACGAGGGGCCAAGCAGCCUCGUGGCCUGUCAAAAAGAAGGUGAUUGAAACAGACCCAGAACCAGCUCACAGCCUCCUGGAGAGGAGCAGCCGUGAGGUGGAGCUUUGCCUCAGCGCCGUCGUCGAUUACACCGAGUUCAAGCUGGAUACGGAUGCGAUUCAGUUCAAGGAGACCUUGCUCUUCCAGACAAGGACAUUCACUUUCCGGCUGUCCAACACAGGGAAUGUGGCCCUGGAAUACACCUGGAUGGAGGACAUGGGGGAUGAAAGGGCAGCGAGCCGAGCUGGGGAGCUGCUCCUCGCCACCCUGGAAGGGGAUUUCCUCUCCUCCGCUUCUGGUGCCUCCGAGAAGCUCCAGCCCAGCCAGCGGGGCCGCUCUCCAGGGCACGACUCACCUUCCCUGAGCUCGCCCCUGAGCACCGUCCAUGCCACCCCGCUCUUCUCUGUCGAGCCCCGCAGCGGCAUCAUCCCUGCCGGCCAGGAGCAGCUCUUCCAGAUGAAGUUCUCCCCGGUGUAUGUGGGGGACUUUGAGAGCUGCAUGCUCUGCAGUAUUCCCAACCUGAAGCCGAAUCAAAAGGGCCCAGAAGUGGUCGUGAAGGGGAGAAGCCAGAUGCCACAUUGUCACUUCGAGCUGGAAGACUCCGACUACAUCACUGCAAAAAGGCGCAGCCCUGAGCUGCAGGACCCAAAGGGGACAACGCUGGGUCUCAACACGAGGGUGCUCGAGUUUGCAGCGAUUGGUGUGUGUAGCAGGAACAGCAGGACCUUCAUGGUUAUGAACCCAACCAGUUCUGUGUACUCCUUCCAGUGGACUUGCCAAGACCCUGCAGCUCCACCAGGACAGACAGCUUUCUUCUGCCUCACAGAGAGAGGGCAGAUCCAGCCGGGGAAAAAAGCAGAGAUCAAGUUUGAAUUCAUCCCCCGGCAUCUGGACAUCACAGAGUCAUUCUGGGUCUUUACGAUCCCCGAGCAGAGCCUUUCAGUCCCGUUCCUGCUGGUGGGCAACACCACCGACCCGCUGGUGACUCUGGACAGGUCCCACCUGAACUUCCACUUGCUCUUAGUCGGGCACAAGGUACACCAGACCAUCUAUAUGAUCAACAGCGAGAAGGAAGCCUUCAGCUUUGCCUUCAGAGAAAGCUCUCUCUUCUCAGAGGGAUGCAACACCUCCGUGAAAAUAGAGCCCCUGGAAGGCUCCAUCGCUCCCCUUUCAAGGCUUCCCAUUACAGUCUUCUUCACACCGACACUGGAAGGAGAGGUGGUCUUCAACCUCAAGUGCGAUGUCAAGAGGAAGACAGAGCCCCUCUGCUUGAAUAUCAAGGCCAGCGGCUACAGCAUGAGCGUCUCCGUCAGGUGUGAGGGUGGCGACGGCCGCGGCACCGAGCUCAGCACGCAGAAGGUCAACGUCAUUGAUUUCGAGGAGGUGCAGCUGAAUGAGAGCACCAAGCGCGUCUUCAGCAUCUGCAAUAACGGAAAAUUCGGCUUCAGCUUCUCGUGGGAGCUGAGCGGCCCUGCAGCCCGGGUGCAGCUCCUCACCCUCGCCCCUCAGACGGGCAGUGUGCAGGCUGAGAGCAAAGUGGAGACCCAGCUGGUUUUCCACCCGCAGAAAAUGUGCACUUUAAAGGACGUGGAGCUGACGCUGCAGAUCAGCCAGGGUCCCACGUUUACCUGCAUGUUCCUGGCCACUGUGGUAGUACCCGCCAUCCACUUCUCUGCCACCAGACUCAACUUUGGAGCCUGCUUUGUCUACCAGGCUGGGAUGCCACCUGCCCGGCAGACCCUCGUCAUCACGAACAAAGCAGACAAAGAUGUCAGCCUGAGCUGCCUGUUUGCCGGCACCGCACACCUGGAGGUGGGCUGCCCAGCGUGCAUCCUUCGCCCAGGAGGGGCCAUGGAAGUGCCCAUCACUUUCUAUCCCAGAGAGGUUGCAUCUUACCAGGAGCUCAUCCCUUUUGAAAUCAAUGGCCUUUACCACCAGACUGUGGAGGUCCAAGGAAGAGGCACAGAAAUGAAGGUUGAUGUUGUGGAACCACAAGGAAAGGUGGUGAAGCUGGGAGCCCUCUCCAUCGGACAGAUGGUGAAGAAGACUGUCACCAUAGCAAACAACAGUCUCGCCCCUCUCACUUUCAAGCUCAGUUUCAAGUCCUCUGUGCCAGAGCUGCAAGAAUACGGGGUUCUCUGCGUGCACCCCACCGGCGAACUGAAUCUGAAGCCCAAAGGAGACACCUGCAAAGUGGAGGUGGUCUUCUCCCCAAAGCGCCGCAUCCAGCCGUUCGCUGGGGAAGUGAUGCUGGAGAUCAAGGGCCUGUCGCGCUCCCUCUUCAUGGUGCGGGGCUCCUGCCAGGGUGUCCACGUCAGCCUGGACCAGGAACACCUCAGUUUCGGAGCGGUGCUGCAGCAGAGCCACGCGUCGCAGCGCAUCACCAUGCAGAACAUGGGCGACAUAGGAGUCAAGUUUAAGUGGGACAUCAAGAGCUUCAAGCCCGAUUUCUCCAUCAGCCCCACGAAGGGGUACAUCUCCCCAGGAAUGGAUGUCCCCUUCGUCGUCAGCUUCCACCCCUCAAAGCCGAGCCUCUCUAUCCAGUACGAGGGACUGCAGUGCUCCAUCCAGGGCAGCGAGCCACUCCGGCUUACGCUGGCGGGGUGCUGCGUGGAGGCCCCUGUGAGCAAAGAGACGCUGACGUUUGCAUGUGACGUGCGCGAGACACACAGCCAGACCGUCCUCCUGUCCAACCCAAGCAACGAGGCCUGCACCGUGAAGCCCGUCAUUGAGGGCGAACACUGGAAAGGGCCUGAAUUUUUCCACCUAGAGGCCAACGAACAAAACAAGCCCUACAAGAUCACCUACAACCCCCUAACCAUGAGCUCCGACAAAAAGAAGCACCAGGGCUCCAUCUUCUUCCCCUUGCCAGACGGGACAGGUUUGCACUACCUCCUGCAGGGGACUGCUGAGGGCCCGAAAUGUUCAGGGACCAUUGUUCGGGAGGUACCGUGCAGGACCUCCUACACCGAGCUCAUCCCCGUCUCCAACUGGCUGAGCAGACCGCAGAGGUUCCUCGUGGUGACGGACAUACUCAAACCAGAGAACCUGGAGAGCGGUUCCGUGCUGCGUGGGCUGGAGUACAUUGAUGUGCCUGGCUCCGACAAGAAGGACUACAAGCUCACCUUCCUCUCCUACAAGGAGGGCGUCUUUAACACAAUGGUGACCUUCCUCAAUGAGGCGACCGAGGAGUACUUGUUUUACAUGAUCACUUUCAAGGCCACGGCUCCAGGACCCGUCGGCACCGUUGAAGUGAGCGCCGCUGUGCGGCAGAGCGUGUCUUCUGCCGUCAGGGUGGACAACCCGCUGGCUGUCCCAGUGGUGUUCGACGUCGAUUGCAGAGUGCCCGACGUCAGCAUCCCCCCGCACUUCACUGUGCCUGCCCAGGCAGAGGCUGAACUUGUCUUUGAGUACCGGCCCCUGAAGGUGGGCGAGAGCACUGGGCGCCUGAUGCUCCACAGCAGCGACUUGGGCUUGUGCCACUACGAGCUGAUCCUGAAAGCCACCCCCAGCAAGCCGGAGAAGCCACUCUACUUCUGCACCACACUGGGCUCCAACCAGACCCUCACCGCCAAAGUCAUGAACUACAGCCGCCAGAAGACAGACUACGUCCUCCAGACCGACUGCCCUGACUUCCAGACGGAGAAAACCAUCAGCAUGCCCCCGUCCUGCGCGGGGGGCUCAGAGGUGUGCGUGGAGGUGACCUACGAGCCCUGCCAGCUGGGCGAGUCCCGGGCUACCCUGCAGCUCUCGGGCCCCCCAGGGGGCGAGUACAGCAUCCCACUCUUCGGUCUGGCCCUGCCGCCCAAGCCACAGGGCCCCUUCCCCAUCAAGGCCGGCAGCAGCACCUCCAUCCCCUUCAAGAACGUCUUCCUCCAGCCCACGGCCUUCACCUACAGCGUGGAGAACCCGGCUUUCGCCGUCCGGGCCACCGGGACCUUGCGCCCCAAGAAGACCAUCUUCAUGGCCGUCUCCUUCGAGGGCAGCCCGGGCGGCGGCAGGACCCCCGUCACCAGCCGCCUGGUGGUCUCCUGUCCCCGGGCGGCCGGCGUGGGGCCGGGGGUCUCCUGGGUGUACUACCUGCGGGGCCUCCCCACGGACAAGUGA
Messenger RNA from Cygnus atratus (black swan), 15351 nucleotides. RefSeq names its product HYDIN axonemal central pair apparatus protein (gene HYDIN). NCBI's taxonomy places the organism in Eukaryota, Metazoa, Chordata, Aves, Anseriformes, Anatidae. The transcript has 84 exons. Bases 1 to 15351 code for a protein of 5116 amino acids. Gene Ontology annotation, cellular component: axoneme. The record is from RefSeq and is a predicted model, not a curated record. Gene Ontology annotation, biological process: axonemal central apparatus assembly; cilium movement.